AUGUCGCAAUUCUCUUCAUCCAGUUUCGUUGAUCAUAUUCUUAACGAUUUGGAACGUGAUGCACAGAAAAGCUCUAGUGCCAUCGCGGAUCUUCAGAGUCCUGCCACCAUCUCUACCAUGGAGCUUCCCUCUCCCGCCCUCUCGGCAACGACCUCGAACAAGGGCAAAGCGGUAGACAGGAACGUGGACAAGAGUGCGGACAAUAACUCAGAUAAAAACACGGACAAGAGCGCGAACAAGAACAGUGCCAAUAAUGCAACCAAGGUCACAGACAAGGGCAGUUGA
Linnemannia hyalina is the source of this 285-nucleotide messenger RNA. The record is from the annotation of a GenBank genome assembly. NCBI's taxonomy places the organism in Eukaryota, Fungi, Mortierellomycota, Mortierellomycetes, Mortierellales, Mortierellaceae.